Messenger RNA from Penicillium cinerascens, 780 nucleotides. RefSeq lists its product as uncharacterized. The record is from RefSeq and is a predicted model, not a curated record. Lineage: Eukaryota; Fungi; Ascomycota; Eurotiomycetes; Eurotiales; Aspergillaceae. The coding region runs from base 1 to 780 and encodes 259 amino acids. Gene Ontology annotation, biological process: transmembrane transport. Gene Ontology annotation, molecular function: transmembrane transporter activity. The transcript has 2 exons.
AUGCGCCCCGUGGCUGGGGGAUUUAUUUCCGAAAAUGUCGGCUGGAGGUGGGUACAAGGAGUGUGUGUGAUCUUCAUUGUAAUAAUCGGCAUUCUGGGUGUCGUCUUUGUUCCAGAGACAUACGGUCCGGUAUUGCUGCAAAAGAAGGCGAGUCGAUUGUCCAAGGCUGAUGGCAAGGCUUAUAUUAGUGUCCUUGAAAAAGGUCAGGGCAAGAAAAAACCUUCUGAAGUUUUCCAGCGAGCCCUGUUCCGACCCUGGGUUUUCCUUUUCCUGGAACCCAUUGUCUUGGUGGCGUCGGUUUACAUAGCUAUUGUCUAUUCCACAGUCUACAUGUUCAUGGGCGCUAUGCCGAUCGUGUACAACGAAGACCGCGGCUGGAGCGAGGGCGUCGGAGGCCUGUCAUUUCUAGGAAUUACCGUGGGAAUUAUCUUUGGAUUGAUUUAUGCCAUCUGGGACAACAACACCCGGUAUAUGAAGCUGUUCCUAUCUAAAACCUCGACAGCCGAAUCCCACUUGCCACCCGCCAUCGUCGGCGCUGUCGCCCUCCUAAUUGGCAUGUUUGCCUUUGCCUGGACCAAUUAUCCCAGUAUUCACUGGUCCGUCAGCAUCGUCCUGUCCUCGCCCUUUGGCUUCGGCUGCGUGCUUGUACUCUUGCCAAUCAUGAACUACCUUGACGCCUACACAAUCUACGCCGCCUCGGUUCUGGCAGCGGCCGCUAUCUUCCGUUCUAUCAUCGGCGCGCGCCGUGUUCCCUCUGUUCACAACACAGAUGUAUCAUAA